Molecule: messenger RNA, 1145 nt
Organism: Bursaphelenchus okinawaensis
Lineage: Eukaryota; Metazoa; Nematoda; Chromadorea; Rhabditida; Aphelenchoididae
Source: the annotation of a GenBank genome assembly
AUGGUGGAAUCCACUAUUUUGAAGAUCAAAUACGGCUCCGAAUUUCGAAGACGGUUAAUCAACCACCAGAAUGAUGUCAGUUACAAUGAUCUGGUCUUCAAAAUCCAGACCCUGUACAAGUUGGACGCGAACAGCAACAUUCAUCUCAAAUACAAGGAUGAAGAUGGAGACUUCAUUAGCCUUUACGAUGACGACGACGUGGCCUUGGCUAUUCAUGAGAAGAACCUUCUUUAUAUUGAAGUUUUUGUUGGUAAGUUCAAUUUUUAGAUUUAUUUGUGUUUUUAGAACAAUCUGAGAGAGCCGAAUCGCCAUUGGAGGCGCCAGUGAAGACGAACGUCGCCACGAUCGACCCUUCUCGCCACGAACAAGUUGAACCCAAUGGUGUCGUGUCCCAUGCUCAAGAAGUUGAGCAACUCAAUGAUCCACCGAAGUUGGAAAACAUGUCUUUGAACGAUCAAACAUUGGAGAACGUUCCAAUCGAUGACAAACCGGUUGAUAAUGGAUACUACAGCCAAUUCGACCAAGUUUCCCAGAUGAAAUCGGAACCCCAAUAUCAGCAACCACCCCAAGCUCAGCAACAGUUCCAGCCACAGCAAGCACCUCCCCAACAGCCUCCGGCCCCUCAGCCAAUUUACGGCGGUUUUGCUCCUCCAAUGCCACAACAACAACAACAAUAUCCACCAAACAGCACUCCUAGUCUUCCUCCUCAACAAGCCCCAGUGUCUUCUGCUCCUUACCAAGGCUUUGCUGGUUACCAACCUCCAUCGGCACCUACUCCCCAGCCUCAACAACAGGCUUCUUAUAACAGUAUGACCCCACAACCACCUACCGGAGUUCCUCAACAACACGUUCCCCCACAAGGCUUCCAACCUCCUCCAUCUGCGGGUGGUCCACCUCCAAGUAUUCCUCCACCAGGUAAGCAUUGAAAAACUUAGAAAAACUGUUUUCCUUGAUAAAUUUUUAGUUAUUAUACAUAUUUUACUUUUGAAAUCCAAAAGUGACAUUGUUUUACGUUCUUUCUAAAUGUUUCAGGCGCGUUCCCUGGAGGACAAGCUUUCAAUCCAUUUGCUAGAGGAGCCCCACCACAACAACAACAAGCCCCACCCCAACAGAACAACUUCAAUCGCCCGUACGGAAACUAUUGA